Molecule: messenger RNA, 3582 nt
Organism: Tribolium castaneum (red flour beetle)
Lineage: Eukaryota; Metazoa; Arthropoda; Insecta; Coleoptera; Tenebrionidae
Product: octopamine receptor beta-1R
Exons: 4
Coding region: 151-1509 (452 amino acids)
Biological process (GO): adenylate cyclase-activating adrenergic receptor signaling pathway
Cellular component (GO): plasma membrane
Molecular function (GO): octopamine receptor activity
Source: RefSeq, a predicted model, not a curated record
ACAGUUUGCCGCGCGUUGCCGACCAAAAACUACCAUCGUCCGGAAAACUCAAAGCAAAACGUGCCAACAUUUUCGACAACUCUUUGAGACACAGUAACCUUUUUUUACCAUAAUGUCGAAACCACGCCAAUUCCUCACUUGAACUCAGCCAUGAACGAGAUCCUCGUCAUAACCGACUUGGUGACUCAAGCCUCUCUGAAGAACUCCACCGACAAUCCCAACGACACGUCCGAGGCGAUCCACAUAUCCAACAACUACGCGUACUCUCUCCAGCCGACAUGGGCGAAAAACUCUUGGCUCCUCUGCUUCCUGCUGACGGUCAAGACCACCGUGAUGGCCCUAAUCAUAAUCGCCGCGUUGUUCGGCAACCUCCUAGUGAUAGUUUCAGUGAUGCGCCAUCGGAAGCUGCGCGUUAUCACCAACUAUUUCGUCGUGAGCUUAGCUCUGGCCGAUAUGCUGGUCGCAAUUUGGGCGAUGUGUUUUAAUUUCAGUGUGGAGAUCACGGGCGGUAGAUGGAUAUUUGGCUACUUUAUGUGUGACGUGUGGAACUCUCUGGACGUGUAUUUUUCGACAGCGUCUAUUUUACAUUUGUGUUGUAUAAGUGUGGACAGAUAUUACGCCAUCGUGCAGCCACUCGACUAUCCCUUGAUCAUGACGAAUGCAAGGCUUGCGGUCAUGCUGGCAGUCGUGUGGUGCAGUCCGGCUUUAGUGUCCUUCUUGCCCAUAUUUAUGGAGUGGUACACGACCGAGGAACAUCUACAAUUCAGGAGGAAGCAUCCUUACAUAUGCACCUUCACAGUCAACAGGACCUAUUCAGUUAUUUCUUCGAGCGUCAGCUUCUGGGUGCCCGGCAUGGUCAUGAUAUUCAUGUACUACAGAAUUUAUGUGGAAGCCGACAGGCAAGAGCGGAUGCUCUACCGGAGUAAAGUAGCAGCAGCCCUGCUCAACAAACACCUGCAAAUCAACGGAAUAUCGGCAGGACUAACGGCGCUUCGUCAAUCGGUAGACGCAGGACUCGAAUCCGAAAAAACUCCUGAUCCUGGAACUAGCAGCAAAAUGAAACGCGAAAGAAAAGCUGCCAGGACUCUAGGCAUCAUCGUGUCGGCCUUUCUAGCUUGCUGGCUUCCCUUUUUUCUGUGGUACGUGAUAACGUCUCUAUGUGGUUCGAAACGUUGCUACAGUCCCCCGUCGGUGAUCACUUUAGUUUUCUGGAUCGGUUACUUCAAUUCGGCUUUGAAUCCACUAAUCUACGCCUAUUUCAAUCGCGAAUUUCGGGUGGCUUUCAAGAAAACGUUACAGAGUUGCUGCCAACUGAGCUCCAAGUUGGUCUGUUGGAAAUGGCCGAGGUCAAGGGGCGAUCAUCAGGUGAAUUACAGCAACGCGUCGAGCGAGAUGCACGUUAAUAACCAUCUCAGGACUGACUUACGAGCCGAGGGUAUGGCGCAAAGAUUCAGCUAUAACAUUUCCGAAGGUGAAAUUAUUAAUUUGCAAAGUGAAGACGCUAUUUAAGCGCUGAGGUUUUUUGACAUAUCAAAGGAACUCGAGUGCAUAGAAGGUAAAGUGUGGAGUUUUUAAUUAAGGUUUUUUAAAGCGUCUCAAAGUGGGUUCUUAUUUGAUCUGUGCUCAAACCCUCUAUGCACUUCCUCCGAAGGGAACCAGUCAAUAAAUCAAUAACACGGGACUAUCAUUUUUAAGUAUACGAUCAUUAAUAUUUGAUGGUUAAAUUGAAAAGGGUUAUUUGUUAGUUUCUGCGCCGAAAAGUUACAGACAUGCGACUUCGCGUCGUAAUAUUUAAUAAAGUUUUGAUUGACGAAACAAGGCACAAAGUUGUUGAAAUUAAAUCUCUGAUUUAAGGCGCAUCACCGUAUAAAUUUAACAAAGACAAGACGCUUGCAAUACUUCGAGUAACACAAUUAAGCGACUUACACGCUUGUUUACGGUUCCGCUUAUUUUACAAAAUAUAAAUUUCCUCUCGAGUUUUUGUGCAACAAAAUAUUGGUAUUAACGCUUGAACAUUGUUGCAAAACUAGAAAUUUUCUGGCCUCCAGUUCGUAGUUUCCGAGUCUCUAGAGCGUUAGACAUUAAGUGGUGUUUCAAAACCGGGGAUCCAUUAAGCAGUCUAUUUUACCGAGCCAGUUAUACACUCAUAAUGGCUAUAUUAGCAUACCAAAAGGACGUGGAGGCCAGCCACCGACGCGAACACAAACAACCCUGAAUCGCUGUAACAACAAACUUAUUACAAUUAAAAUCGUUUUCAAUAAAAGUGCUGUGACAGCGAAAAAUAGGUCGCGUUGUCAUUAUUCGUGCUCAUUGACGUCUUAAAAAACAGUCUUCGGUGACGUUGAGGUGACGUCUGUGGACGUCAUUUAUCGACCAUUCAUUGUCCUAGUGACCACACUCAACCCACGAUUCUUCGUCCUUAAGUUGAGAGGCCUCAUUUUUCACCCACCAAGUUCCAUCCGAGUAAUUAGAGUUAUUGUCAACAUCAAAAGCACCUCCAUCACCGUCGAUUUAGUUAUCAAACUUGAGCUAAUUUUCGAGUCUCUGUGUUUCAAUGAAAAUGUCGAUUGUUGUGGAGACUAGAGGUCAGGUCACGCGUGACAAAAUAUGGGGCUCAAGGUGGUGGGUUACGGCAGCAUGCGAACAUCAUUAUGGGCUUUACGUUAUGAUUUAGUGGUAUAAUACCUGUCCGAGGAGUUUCCUGAAAAUGCCUUCUCGUCGAGAACGUGCUCGAAUUAAUAUUUUAAUAGAGCGCGAUCCUCAUCGAUUGUGCUUUAACGCAUUUAUAGAAAAAUUGAUAGCGUGACCGAAAUCGUUACUAUUCUGAUCGAUUCCGCUUAAAUAUUUAUAAGGCCGUGCUCUUGAUGGCAACUGAAACUAAUAAAUAAUCCAUUCAUAUAACGUUCUAUACUUAGAAUAGACACUUUGAGUGGUUGUCUGAGCUUCUAAGUUGUAAAAACUAUCCGUUACCUGUAGUUGUUUCAUAUCAGAUAUAGCAAGAGAAAACGACCAAGACGAGAACAAUCCUUAGAAGUAUCUUAAAGUUAAGUAAAACUCCAAUCAUUGUUGUACGAUUAACCCUUUAAUAAAUGUAACACCAACAAGUGUAUAGAAUGUAACGUAACUACAGUGUACAAUCAAAGGCGUGUGCCUAAAAAGCAGCACUUUUCAGGCACACCUUGCUGUUUUUUUCGUUUCAUGGACGGUGCAAAAUGGUAAGUUAUAUUAAAAAAGUACCAUUUUGUCAAACCAACAACUGUUAGGUGUAUCGUCAUAUACUAAACGUCCAAAUAGCCAUUAAGACCUAAUGUAUUGAUUCGUAUGGAUUGUAUCAAAUAAUAACGACCAUAUUAUUUCACCUUCCGACUCAUCCAACAUUAAACCCAUCAUAAUUUGUAAUACUUAUUACCUUAUAAAUUUGUGAUACACAAAUAAAGCAAUCGAUUUGGAAAUUGAUUUCAACUAAAGCGAUUGAAUUUCGUUAUUACAUGAAAAAUUGUGUACAAUUUGGUUUAAUUGCCAAGUGAAUUUAUGUCGAGAAUGUAUUUAUUUUUAAAUAAACGUUGCAAAAGUUAAAAUCGA